AUGACAGAAGAAAUCGUAAAUGCAAGUGAUAUUUUAACAAAGAAAUUAGAUGGACAUUUAAUUGAUGGUGAAGAUACUUUAUUAUAUGAUCUUGGAAAUUUAACAGCCUUUGAUCAUUCCUCAUUAAAUAAAACUGAAUACAAAUCAAAUCCAAAUGAAUAUAUUAAUAAAUUAUCAAGAGAUAAUGUACAACUUUUAAUUUCAAGAUUAUUUCAAUUACCAAUUAAAGAGAUUGAAGAAGGUUCAUUAGCAUUAUUACCAAGAUGUACAACACCAAUUCCAAGAGAGAGAUCAUUACCAACAAGUAAACCAAAAACAAGAUGGGAAGCAUUUGCAGAAAUUAAAGGUAUUAAAAAGAAGAAGAAAUCAUCAAUGGAAUGGGAUAAAGAACAUGAAGAAUAUCGUCCAACCUUUGGAUAUAAGAAAGCAAAUGAUGUUGCAAAUGAUUGGGCAAUGCUUGCACGUCCAGAUGAUAAAGUUGGUGAAGAUCCAUUCAAGAAAUUAGAGGAUGAAAAGAAUGAUAGAGUUUCAAAACAAAAGAAGAGAGAACAAAGAAAUUUCGAUGAAGCUUCAAUGCGUCAAAUGUCAAAUGUUGGCAAAACUUUAUCAUUCGAUAAAGAACAUCGUGGACAAAUUAAAUCCGAUAUGGAAAAGGUAUUUGACGUUGCAAAACUUUCAACUGCUUCACUUGGUAAAUUCGAUAAAAGAGUCGAAAAUGAAAAAGAUGCUCCAAAAAGAGGUAAAAAGAAAUUGGCUGGUCUUGGUGCUGGUGAUGUCGCUCAAGAAUCUGAAAAUAAUUCAAAAUUGAUUGAUCGUAUGUUUAAGAAAGAGAAUGUCUUAAAUGUUGAUAAAGCAACUCGUCAAUUUGUUAAAGCUGAAGAAAGAGAAAAUUACUCAAAAAAGAGAUCAAGUGGUGGUAAAGAUAAUAAAUCUCAAAAGAGAUUUAAAAAAUAA
Molecule: messenger RNA, 954 nt
Organism: Dictyostelium discoideum AX4
Lineage: Eukaryota; Evosea; Eumycetozoa; Dictyosteliales; Dictyosteliaceae
Gene: rrs1
Product: ribosome biogenesis regulatory protein
Exons: 3
Coding region: 1-954 (317 amino acids)
Biological process (GO): ribosome biogenesis
Cellular component (GO): nucleolus; nucleus
Source: RefSeq, a predicted model, not a curated record